UGUUCAAAUAUUUUUCACAAGAUAUUUUCUAUCGCUAAUCAGCCAUGUUGUCUAGUGAUGGAGGACCGCACUUUCAGCGUAGUGAUUCGGAAGUUGCAGUAGCGGUUCCAGUAAACAACAGCUUGACACAAGUAUUUGGAUAUUUGCAUUUAUUUAUUAUGGAAGAAUUGCACAUGUCUCUGCAGCAACCAGAUAUUCCUAAUUCUACCUCGGAUAUCGACAACUCAACAAGUUCUGAUAUUGGGACAAAGAUGGAAACACAGAGCGAAGUUGCUACACGAAACCAGGGAUUAAUGCAAACUUAUUAUUUUUGCUGUACAUUCAUGAGAUGUUUAAUUGUACCAUGCAUCCUGAUUUUGGUAAUUUGUCUGCUCUGGGAAAAAUACUGUGUGAGUCUACGAGACAAAACAUGCAAUUUACCCCUGCCAAACGGACGCAUGGGAUUUCCAAUAGUUGGCGAGAUGUUUCAUUUCCUUUUCUUGGGCGUUACGUUACAGAGGGCCAGACGAAAAGAAUUUGGGCCUAUAUACCGUACCCAUCUUUUCGGUCGACCAACCAUUAGAGUAUCGGGCGAAAAAUACAUCAAGAAACUUCUACUAGGAGAAGGUCAACUGGUAGAGACAAAGUGGCCUUACACGACGCAAGUUAUAUUGGGAUCAGACGGAAUUGUUAAUGGAUGUAAGAAGACGCACACGACCAUAAAGAGACUGACGCUGCGUGCCUUGUCACCAAGAUUUAUGGAGACGUACGCAUCCUCGGUGCAAAGGAGCGUAAAACGUCACGUUGCGAAUUGGAACGAUAGGAGUGAGAUUCACGUUUUGGAAGAGUGCAAACAAUUGAUUACAAAAACUAUGAUGACGGUGCUGUUGGGAAUUAGAGAGGACGAUCCAGAUAUACAAAAAUACAUCACAGCGGCAGAUGACAUAAUAAACGGCAUUUUGUGUAUUCCUCUGGACACCCCUUACUCAUCGUGGAGAAAGGGUAAACAAGCAAGAAAAUUUAUAUUUGAAAAGUUGAAAACAACGCUGAAAUCAAAAAUGGAAUGUCGAGAUGAUGAAUUGUUCAGUACACAAGGAUUCUCCACCGCUAAUAGGCCAGUCGUAUCAUCGAUCGACGAAUUGGCUGCAUUGAGUGGAAGUUGCGACAGUGUGCUUGUGAAUAUAAUAAAAAUUGCGAGACUUGAAGGAGAAACAAGUCUACAAUUGAAGAAUCUUCAAAAUCUUGCUUUGGAAAUCAUCUUCGCGGGGACACAGAGUCUACAGUCAUCCUCUUCUUUGUUAAUUCUACAUUUAAGUCAACAUCCGGAGGUUCUUGAUAAGCUACGGAAAGAAAUCAAAGCCAACGGAUUAUGGGAUAUGUCAUUGGAGGAAAUCCCUUACGCGAAAGUAAAUUCGCUAUCCUACGUCAGCCAUGUUGUCAAUGAAGUACUGCGCGUCACACCCCCUAUUCCAGGAGCAAUACGACUCGCUAAGAAGACUUUCGAUUUGGGCGGUUAUCAAGUUCCUAAAGGUUGGCAAGUCAUGUUUAGUAUUCGAGAAACACAUGAAAUGGCUUCUGGACGGGAAAAGCCUUUGCAGGCUGCGCAUCUCGAAUACAACCCAUCAUAUUUUGCCUGUGGAAAAUGCGAAAAGCAGAAGCAACAGAAGAGUACUCACGUGAUUCAUGCAGACGAUACUAAAUCACAUAUAUGCCACAAUAAGAAUGGACCAUUUAGUUUCAUCCCUUUUGGAAAAGGAAGUCGCAUGUGUGCAGGGGUAAAUUAUGCACUUUUUGUACUCCGUGUGCUCACAAUUGAAGUUGUACGAAAAUCAAAUUUUCGCCCAACUACACCAAUAAAGCUAAAGUGCAUUCCAAUGACGAAACCGGCACAUUCCGUGAAAGUUAGUUUUAAACCAUUAUCGCCCAGUUCUCAUGAAUCCUGUUAGUCAGAUAAUAUCCUCGGUGCAAAUAAGCAUAUUCGUUGAUAAGUAGCCUCUCGACUCGAGGCUACGAAAAUUUUCGAAAAUUGUGGCGCUACAGUUUAUUUUAUCAGGUGGUGUCUUCAUGACACGUUAGGUGGUAAAUCGUGUUUUGGGCUAUUGUGCAUGAUAUUUAUUUAUAAAGUUAUCACUGCCGGAAUCCAUGACCUUAGUCUAUUUUCUGACUUGAAAUGUUAUACGUAUACUUCUCAUGACAAAUCUUGCUAUUCUAUGUUAAAAUAAUUUAAUUUAUUUUGUUAUAUAUGUCUAUAUUUAUUGAUCGUUGACGUCCUGUUGAACCAUGCUCUUUUUCAUUGAUAUGUCCAGCCCAAACUUUGUGCUAUGCCAGCUAAAAGCGCACGCGUGAAUGGAGCGUUGUGAUGUUUAUUUCAUUUAUACUACUAUAAAUAAGAAACAGGAAUGCCAGUUAUAGCGUAACUUUGGUGCCGAUUAUGUUUGUUCAGUACUAAUAAAAAUGGAGAACCCGA
Styela clava is the source of this 2446-nucleotide messenger RNA. Its product is annotated as cytochrome P450 26B1-like. The record is from RefSeq and is a predicted model, not a curated record. Gene Ontology annotation, molecular function: heme binding; oxidoreductase activity, acting on paired donors, with incorporation or reduction of molecular oxygen; iron ion binding. NCBI's taxonomy places the organism in Eukaryota, Metazoa, Chordata, Ascidiacea, Stolidobranchia, Styelidae. Gene Ontology annotation, biological process: sterol metabolic process.